Messenger RNA from Botrytis sinoallii, 1106 nucleotides. RefSeq lists its product as uncharacterized. The transcript is spliced from 2 exons. Bases 678 to 962 code for a protein of 94 amino acids. NCBI's taxonomy places the organism in Eukaryota, Fungi, Ascomycota, Leotiomycetes, Helotiales, Sclerotiniaceae. The record is from RefSeq and is a predicted model, not a curated record.
UCCAGUACUCAAUACCUCCCUAGUACCUACCUAGUCCUCAUCCACUUGAUAAAAUCCCGGCCCGUACCUUUUUUUCUUUGAUUGGUAUUUGCUUGGCUGAUUUGACAUUUUGAUAUCCUUGACCUGGGUACAUAACCACACCAGCACUGGUAUGAACACCAGGACUGGUAUGAGCCGGAUGACAAUGUUGAAACCCUUAAUACUUAAUAAAGCGAAUAAAGCUAAAAGCGCUGAACUACUCCGUAUGAAACCUUCCAAAGCCCAGUACAUUGAAUGGUUCCUGGUUCAUGCUACGGAUAUCAAGCUUUUUUUCAGGGUGGAUUUUUAUGGAGUACCUACCUAGGUACCUCUAGUAGUAGUUCAGGUCGUAUCUACUAGGUAGGGACCUGGCUAUUAUCAACCAUUUCAUCUGAUACACCAAUACCUACAAAGUAGCUACUAGGUACCUCCAGCUAGCUAUUAUUUCAAUUGCGCCUCAAGCCUCAAAUCUCAAACCUCAACCUCAACCUCAAACUGCAAACAAUUUAACAACACCACAACACCACAUCACCAUCAUCACAUCACAUCACAUCACAUCACACCACACCACACCACAAAAUACAUCGCCACAAUACAUACACAUACACAUACACAUACACAUCACACACACAAAAAACCAAGCCCCUUUAUCCAAAAUCAUGACUUCACAAUCAAUCCUUCAACCCGAACAAAAGGUUCGUUCCUGGGGCUUCUCAACCGUAUACACGUGGUCCGAUGGCCCAAACACCCACUACACGCCCCAUUCCCACAACACCCUGACCACCCAUCUUGUUACCGCAGGACAAUUGACCAUCACCUAUCCGCGCGAAAAGGAUGCGCCAAAACUGACCUAUGGCGUGGGUGAGCGAAUUGAUGUGGAGAAGGGGAGGGUUCAUGAAGUGUGGAUGGGAGAUGAGGGGUGUACAUAUGUGAUUGGAGAGUAAAUGGAUGAAAGAGAUGUUUGAGUUUAUAAGGAAAUUUGUAGAUGGAUAAAUGAUGAUGUAUGGAGUAUUUGGGUUUGCAUGUACCUGGGUAUUUAUCUAAUCUAGGUUACAAAUGAACAAAUAAAUAAAUGAAUAAUUAAUAUG